CUAACAAAACCACAAAAUUUUGGUCUGACAAUUGCGCUAAACAUUUCCUACUGGUAAAUCAAUAAAAAUGGAGUUAAUCAAAGUAAUAUAUUUUAUGCAUUGAUUGUGUUCCUAUUUUGUUUUUGGUCUGUGGCCGUCGACUUUUCUGUGGUGCCAUACUUAGUGUACUUUCCAUCUAUUUAUCCCUUGGAUAAUUAUGUCACCCAAUAGAUUGAACCAUAAUACUGGAGAUAAAACAGAUCUUGAGGGUGAAACUUACAUGGGACCUCGACGCCAACACUAUUUGUAUGCUAAAUGUCAAUUGUGUAUUAACUUGUUCAAAUGGUUGCCUGUUAUCUUCAUAACUUCGGUACUAGCAUGGGGCUAUUAUGCAUAUGUAAUCCAAUUAUGUUUAUUCAAUAUGGAUUCUGUGAUACUUCAAAUAGUUUGCUUAACAUUUUUUCAUUUUCUUUAUAUAAUGACUUUUUGGUCAUAUUUUCAAACAAUAUUCACAAAACCAGGAAUUAUUCCUAAAAAAUUUUGGUUAACAACUCGUGAUAGUGAGCGCUUAACUUCGAAUGAUGAUAGACGUGGUCAAAUAAUUCAACAGAUUUCUUACGAAAGAGGAUUGCCAAUAAGUUGUCUUGAUGCCACUGGAUCUCCUCGUAUUUGUGACAAAUGUAAUAUAAUUAAACCAGAUCGAGCUCAUCACUGUGCUGCUUGUAAUACUUGUGUCCUUAAAAUGGAUCAUCACUGUCCAUGGGUUAAUAACUGUGUAUCAUUUACAAACUACAAAUUCUUUGUACUAUUUCUUGCCUACGCAUUUUUCCUGUGCUUAUUUACGGCUGCAUCAUCAUUACAUUAUUUUCUACUUUUCUGGCGGAAUCAAUUAACAAACGACGGACGAUUUCAUAUACUUUUCCUAUUUUUUGUAUCAAUUAUGUUCGCUAUUUCUCUAGUGAGUCUAUUUGGCUAUCAUCUUUACCUAGUAACUCUGAAUAGGUCUACUCUUGAAUCCUUCCGGCCUCCAAUGUUUUCUCUUGGACCCGAUAAAAAUGCGUACAAUUUAGGUCGAUAUCAAAAUUGGAUUCAAAUAUUUGGUAAAAGCAAAUUAAAAUGGUUCAUUCCGAUUUAUACAAGCCUCGGUGAUGGUGUUAUUUAUCCAUCUAAAGCCUCACUGGAAGACUUUGAAUCAAGCUCUGGCCAUAAUCAGUCUACACAGUAUUUUGUUCAACAACAGAAGUCUCAACAGCAACAACUUGAUGGCAGCUCUGAAAGAACCCUUGAUCAACAUCAGCCAUUACAUCAAAGUAACCAGCAUCAACAACCGCAACAACAAACCGCACCUUUUAACGCAAAGUUAACCACCCAUUCAGCCUAUGACCUUUAUGAUGAUCAAGAGCCUAGCAAAGACGGUCCUGAAUCUCCACCAUUAGAUUUUGCAAUUUCCAUAGAUAAAAAUAAAGAUCACCAGGAACCACAAGAAUUUAAAGGAUCUGACCCAUGUCCAGCUUAAGUCGAUUGUCUGCCAGUUUAGUCGCUCAUUCUCAUCAGUUAAUAAAAGUUGACAUCAAGAAACCGUUAACAGCCUAGAAUACCAUGGAUGUAACCACAAAAAGCUAGUGACCUGAAAUAUUACCCACCAAGACAAAGCAAUAAAAAUAAAAGGAUUGAAUAAGGUUAUCCACCAAUAAAGCAGAAAAUGCAAGAAACCAACAACAAACCCUUAUCCCGAUAGAAUCACAAAUUGUUGAUAAAUUAGAAUGCAAAUGUGGAUCAAUUUUUGCUAUCUUCUUAUUCAAUUAUGACAAUAUACUAUUAUAAUUUUACAUUUUUGUUUAUUAUCCUCUCUAUUUCUUCCUCUCUUUUUGCUUUCUGCCUUCUUUCAUCUCAUCAAUUUCCACCCUGUGUAAUUUACCAGGGAUAGACUAUUUUAAGACUUUCUUUGCCUUAUCAUUUUUUUAUAUAACAAAAUAUGAACUGCAAUCAAAACAAAUAAAGCAAAAACAAACAAAAUUGUCCAA
Molecule: messenger RNA, 2003 nt
Organism: Tetranychus urticae (two-spotted spider mite)
Lineage: Eukaryota; Metazoa; Arthropoda; Arachnida; Trombidiformes; Tetranychidae
Product: palmitoyltransferase ZDHHC20
Molecular function (GO): palmitoyltransferase activity
Source: RefSeq, a predicted model, not a curated record